UUGUUAUCAGCACAUGUUUUGGAAUUCUAUGUAUGUGGAAAUUUAGUCGUUUUAGAACCUAUUGUGUAGCAGCCUGAUUCAAGGUUACAUUAUAUAACUUUUUGUAUUUAUAAUUGAGAUUAUCAGUGUUUGCAAAUGAUUAAUAGACGUUUAGUUAGAGGUGUUUUGAGUGUCAUUAGAGAGAAAACAUUCCAGCAGACGAGAGGCAUCUCCAGUAACAAAAUGGACAUCAACAAGUUCGGAUUACCAGCAAGGUUUGCUGGAAGUGUAAAAAGUGUUUGGGUGGAGUAUAUCCAAUUGGCACAAGACUUUCCCUCGAUUAAUUUGGGGCAAGGAUUCCCUGACUUUGGCCCACCCGAUCAUGUAACACAAGGCUUGAAGGAAGUGGCUGAAGGUGAAAAUGUGCUCUUACAUCAAUACACCAGAGGCUUUGGUCAUGUCAGGUUGGUUAAAGCCAUUGGAAAAUUAUACUCGAAACUCAUCAACAGGGAAAUCGAUCCAAUGAAUGAAGUUCUCAUCACUGCCGGAGCUUAUGAGGCUCUCUACUCAACCAUUGUUGGGCAUGUGGACGAUGGUGAUGAAGUUAUCAUAAUUGAGCCAUUCUUUGAUUGCUAUGAACCUAUGGUUAAGAAUGCCGGUGGCAUUGCCAAAUUCAUUCCAUUAAGAUUUAAACCGAAAGGUGAACCCACCGGUCAUGCCUCCGAUUGGACUUUGGAUAAGGACGAACUGUCGAAGCUGUUCAACGCGAAAACGAAAGCCAUCAUUUUGAAUACACCCAACAAUCCCUUUGGAAAGGUUUUCGACAUGGAGGAAUUGCAGUUCAUCGCGGAUUUGUGCAAGAAGUGGAACGUUCUCUGCAUCUCCGAUGAAGUCUACGAGUGGAUCGUUUACAAGCCGCAUACGCAUAUUAGAAUCGCUACUUUGCCUGGUAUGUGGGAACGUACUAUAACUAUUGGUUCUGCGGGAAAGACUUUCAGCGUGACCGGCUGGAAAGCCGGAUGGGCUUACGGACCCUCCAACCUGAUGAAGAAUCUGCAAAUCGUGCAUCAGAACUGCGUGUAUUGCUGCGCCACCCCCAUUCAGGAAGCUCUGGCGAUGGCUUUCGAGAAGGAAAUUGAAAAGUUCGGAACGGACGAUUGCUACUUCUUCAGUCUGCCCAAGGAGCUGGAAACGAAACGCGAUUACAUCGUGGGAAUGCUUAAAGACGUCGGAAUGAAACCGAUCAUCCCGGACGGCGGUUACUUCAUUGUCGCCGAUUAUUCGCCGCUAGAGUCCAAAGCGGAUCUCAGCAAGGAGACGGAUAAGUACAAGGAUUACAGAUUCACCAAGUGGAUGACGAAGGAGAUUGGCGUGCUGGCCAUACCGACGACCGCUUUCUAUAACGAGGCGAACAAACCGCUCGCAGAGAACCUGGUGCGAUUCUGCUUCAUGAAGAAAGAGGAUAAGCUCCAGAAAGCCGGAGAAGUGUUGCGCAAAUGGAAGUCAUCGUAGAUCUGCUCUCUCUCUCUCCAGUUUGCAUCUAUUGUAUAUACAAUCCUUGUUAUAUUAUCUGUUCGUUUUGAUAUAAUUUUAUUACUUGGAACUUGGUUUAUUGCUUUAUAUAGUUUAUUCCCAAUUGAACCUCUAUUGAACUCUCGCCAGUUUAUAGCAUCAUUUUUUAUACAUUAAAUCAAACAUGAGCUAUUAUUUUUCUUGAAAUUUGUUACAGAAAAAUUAGUAACAAAUUUGACGCAGUUUUCAUUGCAAUUUUCGUUGUCACAGAAAUUAUGAAACAACAUUAUACGUACAUUCAUUAAAUACCAUAUGUUUUCAAUUUUUAUAUUAUCUGUUCGUUUUGAUAUAAUUUUAUUACUUGGAACUUUGUUUGUUGCUUUAUAUAGUUUAUUCCCAAUUGAACCUCUAUUGAACUCUCGCCAGUUUAUAGCAUCAUUUAUACAUUAAAUCAAACAUGAGCUAUUAUUUUUCUUGAAAUUUCUAACAGAAAAAUUAGUAACAAUUUGACGC
Molecule: messenger RNA, 2004 nt
Organism: Nicrophorus vespilloides
Lineage: Eukaryota; Metazoa; Arthropoda; Insecta; Coleoptera; Silphidae
Product: kynurenine--oxoglutarate transaminase 3
Exons: 7
Coding region: 136-1491 (451 amino acids)
Biological process (GO): biosynthetic process
Cellular component (GO): cytoplasm; mitochondrion
Molecular function (GO): pyridoxal phosphate binding; L-kynurenine:2-oxoglutarate transaminase activity
Source: RefSeq, a predicted model, not a curated record